This is a messenger RNA of Symbiodinium sp. CCMP2456, 1230 nucleotides long. The record is from the annotation of a GenBank genome assembly. NCBI's taxonomy places the organism in Eukaryota, Dinophyceae, Suessiales, Symbiodiniaceae.
AUGGCGCUGCCAUCCGUCGAACAACUCUCGGCCGCGGGUGACGAUGUGUUCGCUUCACUUGCAGCAUUGGGUCUGGCAGAGGCCGUGUUCUUUGCCGUUUUUGCGGCGCUGUGUGGCCCCGCACCUCCAAGCUUGCAACUCUUCGGGUUGCUGAGUGGAGAUGCCGUCCGACGCGCGCUGAAACAGACGCAGGCGUCCACGGAGGACCAGAGGCGCCUGGCCCUGCUCUGGCGGAGCGCGCGGCUGCGCCAGGGCCUGCCGGACGAGGACCUGGGCGUUCCAAGCGCGCCCAAAGUUGCGGAUGACGGAAGGUUUCUGGCCGGUCCGCUGGUGGUGGCUCCUUCCUCCAAAAAGGAGGAAAGGCCCAUCCGGCGCCGUGCCGCAGAGCUACUCCAGGCUCUGGAGGGAGACAAGCCGUUGAUCGUGAAAGGUGCCAGCUACACCCACGGCCUCUCGUCACUUCAGGCUGCCUCAGCAGGCGGUGCCGACCUAGCAGUGGAGAUCCCAUUGUCACGGUGGGAUCACUCCGAGUAUUUCGACCCAGAGGGGAGCAUGGGCUUGGGCAUCUAUGCCCGGCAUGGGGCCUUUACAGAGCUUCCAGGUCCUGUUGACCCAGUCUACUUCAAGCUGGGGGAAGAGAAGGCCGCGGAGCUUGACCCGACGCAGCGCGCGUGCUUACAGGAAGCGGCUCGAGCUGUGAAGUCUGCCGGCUUGGGUCGCCAGGCUUUGCAAAAUUCUCCGACUGCGGUCUAUGUGGGCAGCAUGAAUUUCGACUAUUCCAUGACAGCCGCUGGUGUUCGCGAUCGUGGCAACAUGCCGUGGGCGGCCAGCGGCGUCUCGCAAGCUUUGGGCUUGCGCGGGGCCGCCGUGUUCCUGGACACCGGUUGCUCCUCCUCCCUCGUCGCCGCGGACCUGGCGGCCUCAGCUGUGGGCCGUCGCCGGGCAGCGCUGGCGCUGGCGCUGGGCGUGAACUACAUGCUAAGCCCGCUGAUGUUUUUCGCCCGCUCCUCGAUCAACCUGCUUUCCCGCACCGGCCGCUCAGCCCCUUUCGGCACCUCGGCGGAUGGCUACCUCGUCGGCGAAGGUUGCGGAGCGGUGGUUCUGGCACGCGGCCAGUUUGGCCUCGCACGGUGGCGAGCGAGUCAGGUCAUGGAGGACGGACGCUCCGCGCAGCUCACGGCGCCCAGUGGGUGUGAGCCCCGUGGAACGCCCUUUUUCUUCUCAUUUUAG